This is a messenger RNA of Neocloeon triangulifer, 3608 nucleotides long. RefSeq names its product vacuolar protein sorting-associated protein 11 homolog (gene Vps11). Bases 139 to 3270 code for a protein of 1043 amino acids. Gene Ontology annotation, molecular function: protein-macromolecule adaptor activity; protein binding. Gene Ontology annotation, cellular component: endosome; HOPS complex. NCBI's taxonomy places the organism in Eukaryota, Metazoa, Arthropoda, Insecta, Ephemeroptera, Baetidae. Gene Ontology annotation, biological process: organelle fusion; vacuole organization; intracellular protein transport. The record is from RefSeq and is a predicted model, not a curated record. The transcript is spliced from 17 exons.
CACAAAAGUCAUGAAAAGGGCGUAUUAAUAUAUAUAUCGUAAUUCUUAAUCGUAAACCAACAAGGCUUUGUUUACUUUUUACAACUACGGCAGUAACUUCAAAAUACCAGAAUUUGAGCUUAAAAUUAAUUCGCCAUAAUGUCUUUCAUGGAGUGGAGGCGUUUCAACUUUUUUGAUCUGAGCAAAAACGUCGACGAGGGAAAAAUCCAGGAAGCUCUUAAGGGCUCUCAGGUGACCGCCUCGUCCAGUGGCCACAGUCACCUGGUCUUUGGAGACUCCGAUGGCUUCGUCCACCUGGUCAACAGGUCCUUUGAAGCGACCACCUACAGGGCGCACGAAGGCCGCGUCGGUUUGGUGCACAAUAUUCAAAACUCGUCCCUCCUCAUCACAAUCGGAGAGGACGAGGGCGGAAGUACCAUUCUGAAGGUGUGGGACACUGAAAAGAAGGACAAACAGGGCUCGCCGAUAUGUCUUCGAUCUUCGCGGCUCCAUUCUGCCACCAAGGGGGCCGCGGCCACUGCUCUGGCUGUCCACCAAAAUCAUCUGCUGGCGGUUGGAUUCUCAGACGGGACGGUUUUGCUGCAGAGGGGAGAAGUCGGACGAGAAAGGUCUUUGAAGCAGGUGGUUCUCCGCGACGGCGCCAACAGCGUCUCCGGAUUGGCGUUUCGCAUCACGGCCAGAGCGCCGUUUCUCUUUGUGGCCACCACGGUUAGCGUCCUUCUCUACAACAUUGCCAACAAGGAUAAAGAGCAACGAAUACAGCUGGACAGCGCUGGUUGCGAAUUGAGUUGCUGUGUUGCUACCGACUGCAUUCCCGAGUGCAACUUUAUAAUUGGCCGAUCAGAUGCAAUUUAUUGCUACACAACAGAAGGCAGAGGUCCUUGCUACGCAAUCGAGGGCAAAAAGAAACUCUUGCAAAUUUCCAGAACAUAUCUUGUGGUUGUUGCCGAGGACAAGAACAAGGCAGUCGGCAGUUCCAGUGAUGAAAAUGCAAUUUCUUGUGAGACGGUGACCGUACUAGACUUGCAAAACAAAUUCCUUGUUUUCACGGCGCCUGCUCGUGAAGUGCAAGCCGUUCUGAGCGAGUGGGGCUACUUCCUUGUCCUCACAGCUGGAAACAAUUUGCUCGGUCUUAUGGAGAAGGAUGUGCAGUCAAAGCUGGCAAUGCUCUUCAAAAAGAAUCUCUAUGACGUAGCUAUCAGAAUUGCAAAAAGCCAUCAUUAUGGUCCAGAUGGUUUGAGUGACAUCUUCAGGCAGUUUGGCGACCACCUUUAUAACAAAGGUGACCACUCUGGCGCCAUCGAACAGUACAUCAAGACAAUCGAUAAACUUGAACCUUCGUACAUUAUCAGAAAAUAUUUAGAUUCGCAACUAAUCGAGCACCUCACCACCUACUUGCAAGCCCUUCACAAGCACGGCUUGGCCGGUGAAGACCACACAACUCUGCUGCUCAACUGCUACACUAAGUUGAACCGGACUGAUAAACUCAGAGAAUUUUUGCUGACUAAGGAUAGAGAUUUGGACUUUGAUGUGGACACCGCCAUCAAGGUGUGUCGGCAAGUGUCCUCUGAAGAUGCAUUGACCUUGGCCAAAAAGCAUGGCAGGCACGAAUGGUACCUGAAGAUCCAGCUGGAGGACAAGCACGAGUACGACAAGGUCCUUGAAUACCUGGCGCAGCUUCCUUUCAACGAGGCUGAAGCCAAUAUUAAGCGCUACGGCUCUUUGCUUAUUCAGCAUGUACCUCAAGAAACAACCGACUUUUUGAAGAGACUGUGCACAGAUUUCAGACCAAAUGGUCAGCCUGCAAUUGAUCGACGUGAAAGUGACAGACACGAAGAAGACAAAGCCUGCCCAGAAGAUUUUAUCCACUUGUUCUUGGAAAACUCUGAGAUGCUGAUACAGUUUCUAGAGAAUAUGGUUCAAGUGGACCCCCACGCAAGUAGUCUGGUUUACAACACGCUGCUUGAGCAUUACCUGCAAGUGUGGGAAGCAUCAAAAGGAGAUGAGAAAAAGCAGCUUGGAGAAAAGGUGCUGCGCCUGCUGCAGAAUUCCGACGCCAACUACGACCGGGCGCAAACUCUGAUUCUCUGCCAACUGCAUCAUUUUUCACAAGGUUUGCUCUUUUUGUACGAGGAGGCUAAAAUGUAUCAGCACAUGAUGCGCUACCACUCGGUUAAUAAAGACUACGAAGGUCUGUUGGCGUGCUGUCGAAAAUUCGGUGCCCAAGAUCCUGGUCUUUGGAUAGAAGCCUUGUCGACCUGCACUAAAGACCACAGCACACCAUCAAAAGUUCUGUCAGAAGUUUUACAAGUCAUUGAGCGAGAACGUCUGCUGCCCCCAUUGAUGGUCAUCGAUGCUCUAGCCGAGAGCAAUGCUCUUUUGGGUGACGUCCGUUCCUACCUUGUUGGAGUGUUAAAAGCUGAAGAAGAAUUGACCAAACAGGAGGAGGCCCUGAUCGAGAAAUACACAAACGAAACAAAAGCCAUUCGGCAGCAGAUCAGGGCAAUAGAAACGAGCAAUGUAAUAUUCAGAGCUAAUUUGUGUAACGCUUGUAACCAGCACCUGGAACUGCCCUCCGUUCACUUCCUAUGUCAACACUCUUUCCACCAACAUUGUUUUGAGAGUUGCUCCGAAAGUGACCACGAGUGUCCUGUGUGCUUGCCUAACAAUAAGAAAAUCAUGGAUAUCAUAAAAUCCCAGGAUCAAUCUCGAUCUCUUCAUGAGUCAUUCCACAGUCAGCUCGAACGGGCCCAAGAUGGAUUUUCCUUAGUGGCAGAUUACUUUGGCCGUGGAGUUUUCAAUCCACCUCCCUCUGCUGACGCUCCAAGUGUAACACAAAAGAAGUUUUCUGAGCCGCCGAAGGACAAUCUGGGAACUGAGGCGCGACUUCGCUUGAUGGAAGGAGGAGGAGCACCAAAGAAUAUUGUUUGCUCUUCGUCGGAUCGCUAUGACUCUUGGUCGUCAAAGAAAUCCGCUCCUGAGGCACCUGUUUUGUCUUCGUCUCAGCGUUUUGAGUCUUGGUCGGGCCCGCCAGCUAAGAAAUCACCACAGCCGGCAACCAGACAAGCCAACAGAAGUCCUCAGCCACCAGCAAAAAACCCCUUUGACGAUUCGCCUGAAUAUGAUGAUGCCAAGAAUCCGUUUGCUGACGAAGAUGCGGCCCCAAGAGAAACAACCCCAAAGAAAUCCACUCCCAAGCACGUUAACCCAUUCGAGGAGGAGGAGGACGAUGAUUAUGACAAAAAUUUAAAUCCUUUCGGAGAGGAUUAGUCAUUUUGGCCUUUUCCAACUUCAGUGCCACAACUUAUUUUCCUGAUUUAUAAAUAAACUUUUUAAUUCAAAAUGUAAUACCCAAGCUUGCUUCCAAAAUUAAUAACUUUUGAGAAGACUGCCUAAUUUUUUUUUCAUUGUGUAAGGUAUUAAAAAUGUAUUUAAUUCCCAUCAAUCCCCUCACAAUAAUCAGUUUAGAAUAUUAUGUGAUUUCGCAUGCUGUUGUAUUGAAUGGUAUAUGAUAUUAUCAUAUUCAGUCAUAUUAUGAUAGCUAUAUAAUUAUGCUCUAUAAAAGAUUAAAUGAAAUAAUACCCAAUAGUUAUAGCUUGUAGCUUCUU